Messenger RNA from Periconia digitata, 1266 nucleotides. The record is from the annotation of a GenBank genome assembly. NCBI's taxonomy places the organism in Eukaryota, Fungi, Ascomycota, Dothideomycetes, Pleosporales, Periconiaceae.
ACACUUAUUUUGACAUUCGUUAUGGCUGGCGUUCUUCUGUUGGGAACUUGCGAUACCAAGCUUGAUGAACUUUUGUUCCUGCGCGAUGCGAUCAAAAAAUCCAGCCCUGCAGUUCAUGUAGUGUUAAUCGAUGUUGGCAGGCAGCCAGUCGAGCAUGAAGCCAUCACUUACACACAGAAGCAAUUGUUGAAAGAUCAUGGGGAAAGCAAAGACUUGGGUGAUCUCCCUCGUGGAGAGGUCAUUAAAUUCAUGGCAAAUUGCGCCACAAAGCCGGUAAAACAACUGUACGAACGAGGGGACGUUCAUGGUAUUAUUUCAGCGGGGGGAUCAGGUGGAACCUCGCUCGCAUCUACAGUCAUGAGGGAUGCACUUCCACUUGGGUUUCCCAAAUUAAUCGUGUCCACGGUCGCAAGUGGAGACACGGGUCCAAUUGUUGAAGAAACCGAUAUCACGCUCAUGUACUCGGUCGUUGAUGUUGCAGGCCUGAACCAGCUUCUGAAGAAUGUACUGAGCAAUGCUGGGGCUGCCAUCGCCGGAAUGGCCACCUCAUAUUACUCAAGAAAAACGUCAGAGUCUUCUCCGUCGACGAAGAGAGUUGGAGUAACCAUGUUUGGCGUCACCACACCGGCUGUUGAUGCUAUUCGGACACAUCUAGAAUCUAAAUACAAGAUUGAGACAUACGUUUUUCAUGCCACUGGACACGGAGGCAAGGCCAUGGAACGCCUCAUUCGAGAAGGUGGCCUUGAUGCGGUGCUUGAUCUGACUACGACUGAGAUCUGCGACAACCUCACUGGUGGCGUCAUGAGUGCUGGGCCGACUCGACUUGAUGCUGCUCUAGAAGCCGGUAUACCAAACAUCAUCUCUGUUGGUGCGACCGACAUGACGAAUUUUGGACCCAGGACUACAGUACCAGAGAAAUACGAAGAUCGUCUAUUGUACGAGCACAAUCCAGUGGUAACGUUGAUGAGAACAUCAAGAGAAGAGGCAAAGGCGGUUGGGGAGUUCAUCGCGCAGAAGAUAAAAGGUUCCAUGAAUAAGGGAAUAACAACUCAAGUCUGGUUGCCUAAGGGAGGGGUCAGCAUGAUCUCAGAACCAGGCGGCCCUUUCGCAGAUGCGGAGGCUGACAAUGCCUUAUUCGAUGCAAUCAAAACUGGACUUGCACAUACCGCAAUCCGAGUUGUCGACGACAAACGGGCAAUUAAUGAUCCUGGGUUUGCAAUUGAUAUUGCCGAGGCAUUGGUCGAAGAAAUGGGCAUCGACGACUAA